AUGGUAUUGCAAGCGAACAGUGAUAUCAACCUCAGUAGACCCAGGAGUAAGAAGAAAAAGAUGGUGGACAAUAGUAAUUGGAGGCCAUGGUCGGAGCUCCCUGAAGCUUUGCUUCAUCAGAUAACAAAGUGGUUAGGUGCUAUAGAUUAUCUCAUUUUUACCUGUGUGUGUAGAACUUGGAGGUUGUACGCUUUGGCAUACAAGCAAGAGUUUAUGGCAUCCCAACCUCCACUUGUUCUUUUCUUUUCACGGCAAUGGAAGAAAUUUUGUUACUUCUAUAGUAUUCUUGAUCAAAGGUGGUGCAAGGCAUUACUGCCUAGCCUUGUUGGCAAAGUGUGUUUUGGGAUUUCUUCUGGGUACUUGAUAAUGGAAGACAAGAAAAAGAGGCCAGAUUCUCAACUUUGGCUUAUGAAUCCCUAUACAAGACAUGAACUCCGUUUUCCUAGCCCUCCCAAUCUCUUUCGUUGUGUCACCCUUGCUUCUUUAGCUACUCCUUUGCCAGAGUUCAUAAUCAUAUGUUUUCCCAGUCGGUGCUUACAGUUCCGUAGAUCCACAGAUGUCAAUUGGACUCUAUAUAAUUAUGAUGAUCGUAAUAUGAUUGCUGAUUUAGCUGUCUUCAAUGGUAAGAUAUAUAUUAUAUCAAAUAAUGCUGACAUUAGGGUACUAAAUCUGACUUCUCAUCCUCAUUUGGCCUUGUUGAAAGUAAAAGGCACUGCAGAUUUGAAUUGUGGAUCAUGGAAGUUACUAUGUUUUGAUAAACAGCUCCUUGUGAUUGGUGGAAUUACUGAUCAUGAAGUUUAUGAGCUAAAUUUUUUGAAGAUGGAAUUGGUGAAGAUUCCUAACUUAGGAGGUCAAGCAUUGUUCCAGGAAGACUCUGAUGAGUUCUCUGCAAUUAGUAACAUGACCAGAUGGGAAGAUAGCAAGCACCCUUCUAAUUGCAUAUAA
Messenger RNA from Quercus lobata, 945 nucleotides. RefSeq lists its product as uncharacterized. The transcript has a single exon. Gene Ontology annotation, molecular function: protein binding. The coding region runs from base 1 to 945 and encodes 314 amino acids. The record is from RefSeq and is a predicted model, not a curated record. NCBI's taxonomy places the organism in Eukaryota, Viridiplantae, Streptophyta, Magnoliopsida, Fagales, Fagaceae.